UGUUUCCCCUCUCAGCUCGUUCAUGUCAUGACAGAGCGCAGCGCAGGAUCGCAGAGGUCCCCUCCAACGCCACUGGGACUCCGAUGCCGAGGACUCUUUUCCAGUGCUUUGAGUUUGGCUUCAUGAAAUAUGCGAUGUUCGCAGGAGCGCCCGCUUCUUUCUCUGCUGCACUUUGUUUUCAUUUUGGCAGCCGGCCACGGAGAGCUCUCUGACUCCGGCUCACUCCUCUCCUUCUUUGCAGAACAAGGUCACUUGUCCCAGUCAGAUGUGUCCAUUGUCCACCCGGUGAAAGCCAGCGCUGAUGGAGGCUUCAUCUCCCACUCUUUGUCCCACCACUUUGAGGGUGGGAGAGUCAGACGUGACCUGCGACCCCUGGCUGCGGACAGACAGGUUUACUACAAGGUCAACUACAAGGGUCGAGCUUUAAUGUUCAAUCUGACUGCAAACAAUCACCUGGUUUCAAAUGACUACAUCCUGGAGAGGAGGAACGGCAGCGCCAACACCACUGAGCAUCGUCCUUCUCAGGGGAAUUCCUGCCACCUACUUGGCACCGUGGAAGCCUGGGAUGUGCUGGGAACCGCUGCCAUCAGCACCUGCAAAGGCCUGAGAGGCUUCUUCUCCCUGCCAGAGGGCCACUAUUUUAUUGAACCUGUUCAGAGAUCUCCAGCUGAUCCUGCAGAGGCUCCAGAGCCCCACAUCGUCUAUCCAAGAGUUACUGCAGAGAGUCAGAGGAAAAAACGCAGCCUUGGUUCCAAAAAGACACCCAGCCCUUGUGGAGUUCGAGAUGCCCCAAGUGACUCAGUCCAGGUGGAGAAGGAGAGGGAGGAAUGGGAGAGGGAGCAGCAGAGGGGGGAGGACCAGACUCGGUCUCGCUGGCAGCGCUCGGUCAGCAGGGAGCGAUGGGUGGAGACCAUGGUGGUGGCUGACUCCAAACUCAUCGAAUACCACGGCAGCGAUAACGUGGAGUCCUACAUCUUCACCAUCAUGAACAUGGUGGCUGGGAUCUUUCACGACGCCAGUAUCGGAAACGCCAUCCAUGUCAUCUUGGUGCGUCUCAUUCUGCUACAAGGAGAAGAGAAAGGGUUGAAGAUUGUCCACCAUGCAGACACCACCUUGGCCAGUUUCUGUGCUUGGCAGAAAAACCUAAACCCCCAAAGCGACACACACCCGGCUCAUCACGACGUGGCCGUGCUGGUCACCAGGAAAGACAUCUGUGCAGGAAUGAACCAACCCUGUGAGACUCUUGGUCUGUCUCAUCUGUCCGGGAUGUGCCAACCUCACCGCAGCUGCAACAUCAACGAGGAUUCAGGACUGCCUGUCGCCUUCACCGUCGCUCAUGAAAUGGGCCACAGCUUUGGAAUUCAUCAUGACGGCCAGGGGAACGACUGUGAGCUGGAAGGGAGACACCCGUUCAUCAUGUCCAGGCAGCUGAUGUACGACAGCUCGCCUCUCACUUGGUCCUCCUGCUCCAAGGAAUACAUCACCCGCUUCCUCGACCGCGGUUGGGGUUUCUGUCUCGAUGACCGUCCUUCCAAGAGGGACCUCACCACCCCGCUGGCUCGCCUCGGCGUCCGAUACACCACCCACCACCAGUGCCAGCUCCAGUACGGUCCCAACGCCACCUUCUGCCCUGAAGUGGACAAUGUUUGCCAGAUCCUUUGGUGCUCGGUGAACGGCUCCUGUCGCUCCAAACUGGACUCGCCCAUCGAUGGUACUCGCUGUGGACCAGAGAAGUGGUGUAUCUCCGGAGAGUGCGUGAUCGUCGGUAAGCUCCCAGAGACAGUGAACGGAGGCUGGGGACCGUGGAGCACCUGGUCUUACUGCUCCAGGACCUGCGGGACCGGAGUUCAGUCGGCAGAGAGGGAAUGCAACAACCCUAAACCAGAGUUCGGAGGCAAAUACUGCACCGGCGAAAGAAAGCGUUAUCGGACCUGCAACACGAAACCCUGUCGGAAUAAUAGGCCCACCUUUCGAGAGAUGCUGUGCAGCGAGUUUGACACCGUGCCUUACCACAAUGAGCUCUACCAGUGGAUUCCUGUGGCUAACCCACUGAAUCCCUGCGAGCUGCACUGCCGACCAGUGAAUCAGUACUUUUCCGAGAAGAUGCUCGACACUGUGACGGAUGGGACGCCGUGCUUCAUGAACAACAACUCCAGAAACAUCUGUGUUAACGGAGUGUGCAAGGAGGUAGGCUGUGACUAUGGCAUCGACUCAAAUGCAGAGGAGGAUCGCUGUGGAGUCUGUUUGGGCGAUGGCACAAGCUGCGAGACAGUUUAUAAGUCGUUUGAUGAAGGAGAAGGCUUUGGGUACGUGGACGUGGGGGUGAUACCUGAGGGGGCGCGGGACAUCCUGGUGAAGGAAGUGGAGGAGGCAGGUAACUUCCUGGCUCUGAGGAGCGUGGGGUCCGAGGAGUACUUCCUCAACGGCAACUACAUCAUCCAGUGGAACGGGGAGUACGAGGCCGGAGGGACGACGUUCUUCUACGAGCGCAGCGGGAACAUGGAGAACCUCACCGCCCCGGGACCCACCAAAGAGCCAGUCAUGCUCCAGCUGCUGUUCCAGGAGAGGAAUCCAGGUCUAAAGUUUGAGUACGUCAUCAAGAAGACCAAAGAGACCCAAAACGAGGUCCUUGAACCGAUUUACAGUUGGAGACAUGGAGCGUGGACGGACUGCAGCACCACCUGUGGCCUAGGCGAGCAGCACCAGCCUGUGCGCUGUUUUGAGAUGGAUGUGGGCGUCGUGGAUGAGUCACUGUGUGACCCAGACGACCGUCCAGAGGACAGACACCGAAAGUGCAAGAACAUGGAUUGUCCUGCUAGGUGGUGGGUUGGGGGUUGGCAGCAGUGCACAGCCACCUGUGGAUCAGACGGCUUGAGGAAGCGAACGGUUCUCUGCGUCCGCACAGUUUCGGGAGAGGAAAGAGUGCUCCAUCCUGUGGAAUGCAAGCAUCUCCUUAAGCCCAAGCCUGUGGUGCCGUGCAACCGAGAUGUGCCCUGUGGACAGGAGUGGGCUGUGGGCAGCUGGGAAGAUUGUCCUGUCACGUGCGGUGGAGGCGUUCGAUCGCGCACAGUCACAUGCGCACUGCCGUCCAAAAAGACCUGCGACCUCACAACCAAGCCGAGGUCCAGGUCCCUGUGCGCCCUGCAGAGCUGCCCUAACUCGAGUCUUCGUAGGCGACCGGGACCUCCUCCUAAAUAUCGCCGCAUUUACCCGCCUAAGACCAACUCCACCAAGCCUCCUGGUUCACCCACAUGGGCUCCCGUGAGCAGCACAGCCGCCCCUACGACUGCUACCACCGCCAGCAAGAAAACAACUACAACAGUUUUCAUCCCGACCACCACAUCCCUUUCAAUCCCUGAAACCACAGUCCCCGAAAUCAUAGACGCAGAUGAUUAUGAGUUCAAUGUUAUGGUGAGGAAGAAUGAGGAUAAGAGAGGGAAAGUUUUCCCUGCUAAAUCCAAUGUUGCUGAGAAGGACAGGAAAGUAGGCGUCGUGGAGAAGGAGACGGCAGAAGAGAGGGAGGAAGAAGAAGAGGAGGGAAGCACUCCGAAUGCGGUGAUGUACACUCCAGGAUACGACUACGUUGUCGAGGAGAGGACGGAGAAGACGGAAGUGGAGAGGAUUAUUGAUUUGGAUGUUUUCACCACAGCUGCAUCACACAGAAGACUUCCUAAAUCAACCACGCUAACAUCGCACACACUCAUCACACCCACUUUACAAACAAUUCCACCUACCGUGCACGUGACCGGAGCUCCGACCACAGCUACCUACUCCACACCACACACCAGCACUGAAACAUGGGCAAAGACCACUCACUACUCAUCCAGCCCCCACACCACGUCGCGGAUCAACAGCCGCUGGACUCACCGGGUCGCGCUGACCACUCCUCUGUCCAGGGACCACGCAGUCCCGUCGACAGCCGGCUUCCACACAACGCGAGCUCCUUCGACAACCGCGAGAAAACUCUUCACCACUGCAGCGUCGAGCACAGUGAAGAUUGUGAAACUGAAGAAGCCCGCCGUCACGCCCAAGAAAAACAGCUCGACGACUCGGUCUAAAAAGCCCACCUCCAGGUCCAAAGGCGGACGCUCCAAGAGCCAAAACCAGCGAUCGGGGAGCGACCAAAGCAACCUGAUGGCCAGAGAGCCGGUCAGCUUGGAUUUAUCCUGGGUUGUGGGAAACUGGAGCGAGUGUUCGACGACAUGCGGGAUCGGGGCGAUCUGGCGCUCGGUCAUGUGCAGCUCCCAGAAGGACGAGGACUGUGCCAGCAUGAAGAGACCUGAGCCUGCGCGUACCUGUCACCUGCAGCCCUGCGCCACCUGGCAAAGCGGCAGCUGGAGCAAGUGCCCAAACGACUGUAUGUUGGUGGGGAGGAGGUACCGCGACGUCCAGUGCGUCGAUUCUCAGAGCAAACGUCCUCUCAGACCUUUCCACUGUCAAACUGUGUCCAGCCGACCCCUCAGCUCCUUGACCUGCCCCCACAGGUCCUGUAUGACCUGGAGCACGUCACCCUGGGGACCGUGCUCUGGCAGCUGUGGUGAAGGUGUCAGGGAGCGGCUGGUGUACUGCCCCGAGCCGCACCGCUGCAGCUCCACACGGAGGCCGAACAGCACCGAGUCGUGCAGUUUAAAGCCCUGCACUCGCUGGAAAACCGAGGACUGGGAGGAGUGCUCCGUGAGCUGUGGCGGGGGUCAGCAGCAGCGUGCAGUCAGCUGUGAAAGUGAGCAGGAUUCGGCUUUAAUGCCAAACAGCCUCUGUGAGAAGAUCUCCAAACCAGAAACACUCAGGAAGUGCAAUAUGCAGGAAUGCAGGACAAAUGCAGGCCCAGCUUGUAAGAAGAACACCAUGUCCUCUCGCUUCUGUGACAAGCUGAAGCUGCUGGGCCGCUGCUCUCUCAGGUCAGUCCAAAGACAGUGUUGCGUGACCUGCGGGCCGUGACCAGGGCCGGACACAUCCGACGUAUCCUCAUGAAAUACUGGUACAAAGCCAUCCACAGACUGAGAAACCAAAGUGCUCCCAUGACCACUUGAACAAGCACAUUUUAUUCAGCACAGACGAACCUGGGUCGACUUUUUUUUUCUCCGGCUAUUUUAGUCUUUGCAACGUUUUGCUUGGAAAGUGAGCAGGAGAACAACCCAGAACACUGAUAAAGAGCAGCCAGUUGGACUGUUGGAGGUGUUCGAGGUUGGGGAAGAUGUUUGAUUCAUGUUGAACUGAGCACAAAAGCCUGUCAGACUUAAAAUAUAUAUAUUAUUUUUGGUGAAUAUACUGAAGAGCAAACUCCUGAUGCUUCUGUUAUCAGUUAAAUAACAUUUGUUUUAUGUGACAAUGAGUCAGUCUAAACAUGCAUACGCCUAAAUCAGAUUAUAACAAAAGGCAAAAUGUGCACCUUCCCUCUUCAGAAGAUGAUCAUGUCCGACUGUCAAUUCCCCGCUGGGCCAAAGGUGCUUUUAUGAUUUUAUAAAGGUGCUUUCAUAAUUGAGGUGCUAAUAAUUCACAGCUCAACAGUCAAGUUGCUAGCUAUCUUAUAUAUUUUUCAAAGUGAGCUGGUAAAAGCAGAAUGUAAAAUAAACAAAAAAAAGGACUUCCUGUGACGUUUUUAUUAAUUUGUUAAUAGUUCUGAUAAUCCAGAAAAAAAGUGUUUUACUCAUAGAUUUAGCUUUUAUGUGGUUUUGUUCUCAGAGCUGGCGCUGUGUGUUUACAUCAUCCUCGGUACAAGUUCCUGCUUCAGUCGUUUUGGUUCCGAUUGUCCACGAUAACUAAAUCGGCUGCAGAACCUGCACAGUUCUGCAGUAGAAAAAAAACAAAAACCUGUGGUGCUCCUCCUCUGGUGUGACAUUGUACCAAUGAGAAAGAGGUGUUGCAGGUCAUCCCUCUCAGGUCACUGUCAAGAUGGCCGCCGUGUUUGUGUGAUGUUGUGCAGGCAUUGUCGUUGCUUCGGGUGUGUCACCUCUACUGAUUUGCAAUUCGCAUGUCUCCAUUAAUUAAAUGUGAUGUUUGUGACAAAACUGCUUUGUAACUGAGGCGUGAAAUAAAUACUUUUUUUUUGGAAUA
This is a messenger RNA of Stegastes partitus (bicolor damselfish), 6054 nucleotides long. RefSeq names its product ADAM metallopeptidase with thrombospondin type 1 motif, 12. Bases 130 to 4938 code for a protein of 1602 amino acids. The transcript has 24 exons. The record is from RefSeq and is a predicted model, not a curated record. Gene Ontology annotation, molecular function: metalloendopeptidase activity. Lineage: Eukaryota; Metazoa; Chordata; Actinopteri; Pomacentridae. Gene Ontology annotation, cellular component: extracellular matrix. Gene Ontology annotation, biological process: extracellular matrix organization; proteolysis.